AUGUCUGUACCAAGAUUCCAAAAAAUAAACUUUGGAACAUAUGACAAUUACAUUCCAGUCAGUGAAUUAAGCAAAAAAUCAUGGAAUCAGCAACACUUUGCCCUGGGAUUUCCCAAACCACCACGGCCAGGAAAAAAAAGGAGAUCAAAACCUUCCCAACUACGAGCCAGUGCAGAAGCUUCUAUAUAUCGUGACGACAGUUUAAAGGAAAUGUCUGGACGACCAUUAUGGAUGCAUCGUUCUUUGAUGAAGAUUUCUGAGAGACCCUCUGUUUAUUUAGCUGCUAGGAGGCAGCCUCCAGGGAAACAAAGUCGUCGUCCCAAGGAGGACGCUAAAGCAGCAGGUGGAGAGAAACCGUUAUCUGCACUAAAAAGUAAAAAAGGUGAAGACAAGAAAGUAGACAAAGAUAAAUCAGACUCAGAAGGAGAAUCUAAAGAUUCACAGGAGCUAAAAAUAAUUAAGAAAGAGUCCAAGAAAGACAAGGUUUUAGAAAAAGAAACUAAAGAAAAAAAGGGUGAUGCACAAACAGUUGCCAAGAAAGCUUCAAAGAAAGGUGUGGAAUCAACUACAGAAUCAUCAGAAGGUGAAAAACCGGCUGCAAAGAAAGAGAGCAAAAAAGAACAGAAGGCUCCAAAGAAGGGCCUGGAAUCAACUACAGACUCAGAAGGCGAAAAAGUGGCUGUAAAGAAGGAAUCCAAAAAAGAUCGGAGAGUUUCGAAGGCGGGCGCACAGCUAGUUAUUGACUCAGAAGCUGUAGACUCAGAAGGUGAAAAAGAGGCUGCAAAGAAAGAAUCCAAAAAGGAUCGGAGAGUGUCAAAGGCGGCCACGCAAAUAGCUGCAGACUUAGAAGGUGAAAAAGCAGCUGCGAAGAAGGAAUCCAAAAAGGAUCGGAGAGCUUCAAAGGCGGGUACAGAAUUAGCUAAAACAUCAGAUGAUGACAAGAAAGAUGCCAAAAAUGUUAAGAAACCUUUAAAGAAGGGGAAGGAUUCAAGUAUGGACUCUGAAGAUGAAAAAAAAGAAGGGAAGAAGGACAAGGAGGGGAAAAAAGAGGCAAAGAAAUUGACUGAGAAAAAUGAUUCAAAGGACAAGAAAGAUGCAAAGAAAGAUGUCAAGAAGGAGGGAAAUAAAAAAGAAAAGAAAGAUGAAAAGAAGCCCAUUGGGACAGAAAUCGAAUUAAAGGAUGGUACAAAGAAAGAGGCCAAGAAAGAUGUCAAGAAAGAUGUCAGUGCAGAAUCAGUUGAAGCAAAGAAGGAUGCAAAGAAGAACAAGUAG
This is a messenger RNA of Condylura cristata (star-nosed mole), 1272 nucleotides long. RefSeq names its product cylicin, basic protein of sperm head cytoskeleton 2 (gene CYLC2). The transcript is spliced from 5 exons. Gene Ontology annotation, cellular component: nucleus. The record is from RefSeq and is a predicted model, not a curated record. The coding region runs from base 1 to 1272 and encodes 423 amino acids. NCBI's taxonomy places the organism in Eukaryota, Metazoa, Chordata, Mammalia, Eulipotyphla, Talpidae. Gene Ontology annotation, molecular function: structural constituent of cytoskeleton.